GUUGAACCUAUCAACGGGCUGCGAACCGAAUCUGAACUAGUGGAAUGUCCUCAUUGCCGACAAUUGGUGUAUACGGUAAUAGACUAUGACGCUGGUGUUUGUACCGGACUCUCCAUCGCAGGUUUAUUUUUAGCGGGAUGCGGUAACGGUCUUUGUUUACUGCCUUAUUUAUUUCCUUGGACCAAGGAUGUUACACAUCAAUGCCCAUCCUGUAAAGAAAAAAUUGCUACGUUUACAAGACUUGAAAGAGAUACAAGAGUUCAU
This is a messenger RNA of Mucor mucedo, 264 nucleotides long. Its product is annotated as LPS-induced tumor necrosis factor alpha factor. Gene Ontology annotation, molecular function: zinc ion binding. NCBI's taxonomy places the organism in Eukaryota, Fungi, Mucoromycota, Mucoromycetes, Mucorales, Mucoraceae. The record is from RefSeq and is a predicted model, not a curated record. The transcript has a single exon. The annotation marks the transcript as partial.